This is a messenger RNA of Podarcis lilfordi (Lilford's wall lizard), 24011 nucleotides long. NCBI's taxonomy places the organism in Eukaryota, Metazoa, Chordata, Lepidosauria, Squamata, Lacertidae. The record is from the annotation of a GenBank genome assembly.
GCCUUGCGAGGGGGGCGCGCUCGCCAAACAAAGGCAGGCAGGGCGCGCAGGCACGGGGGGGGGGGGGACCCGGCGGAGACCCCCACCAGGGAGCUCGCGGACGAAGCCAGCCCGGAGGAGAGCGCGGGUCCGGCGGGUGGGCGAGAGGCGCUUUGGGUGAGCCGGCAGCCGCCUGGCCCUCGGCGCGCCACCAUGGCCAUCGCCCACAUCGCCACCGAGUACGUCUUCUCGGACUUCUUGCUGAAGGAGCCGUCGGAGAGCAAGUACAAGGGGCUGCGGCUGGAGCUGGCCGUCGACAAGCUGGUCACCUGCAUCGCCGUCGGGCUGCCCCUGCUGCUCAUCUCGCUGGCCUUCGCGCAGGAGAUCUCCAUAGGUAAGGGGGCUGCUGCCCCGCCCCGGGGCUGGCACCGCCCGCAGGCGAUGGAGGGGCCGGGCCUGGGGAGAGAUAGGCACGCAUGCUUAGGCACGCACCUUGCGACGGGGGGGGGGGAGCGGCUGUACCACUCCGGGCUGCAGGGGCGGUAGGAAUGUGACUGUACCGCAGCAGCCAAUUCCGAGCAUCUUUCCUCCCACCCCCCAAUAAAAUAUUUGACGCACAAGCACAGUCGCAUAGUUGAUGGGCAUUGCCAUUCAAGGGAUGUGCGUGUCACAUGAUCGAUUAUUUGGGGCGGGGCUUACCUGACCACCACCACCACCUGCCUUAAUAUUUUAUUCAAGUUGGCACCCCUGGACUGUACCACUCCAGACUGCAGGUUAUGGCUUUUCAAAUUACUAUGGAUUCUGAAGGUUGCAAAAGCAAAUAAUCGGAGCUGUUCUCAAUGUAAGGACACUUGCAAUGCAAUCCUAAUCAUAACUCCCUGACCCUAGUCAAUUAAUCCAAUGGGUUUUAAUGGAUUAAAUCUGUGCAAAGGUGCAUAGAACUGAAACAAGUUUUAUUGGAGUGGGGAAGCAGAGGCAUUGUAGACUGGGGAAAUCAUUAUUAAUACGUUUAUAUCACAACUUUCAACUAUUGGUAUUCCUCCUGCCCAUUUUAUUCCCACAACAACCUUGUGAGGUAGGUCAGGCUGAGAGAUAGUGACUGGCCCAGCAUUUCCCAGUGAGUUUCUGGCCGAGUGAGGAUUUGAACCCUGGUUGCCUGGAUCCUAGUCCAGCACUUUAACCACUACACCACACUGCCUCAUCUAAUACCAUAAGGAAAAGGUAUUAGAACAGGUCAGGAAAUACGUUUAUUAGAAUGAAUGAAUGAAUGCAUUGCAUCAACCACUUAGAGGUUUUGACUUUUAAGCGGUAUAUAAAAACUGCUAAAUAAAUCUUAAGUCCCAAAGUGCUUUGAGAAGAAGUAAAUGGACAGACAGACAAGGCAUUUUAUUUUAUCACAUUUAUUUAAAGUUUUCAGCCUUUUGUCCUCCCAAAGUUGUGUUCGAAGCAUUCUAAGGCACAUUAUUUAAAAGCAGCAAGUUAAAACUUCUGCAGCCUCCCUAAAAAUGAGCAGCGUUUUGUGAAAAGCUCUUAAAUCAGUUUUUGUUUUAAUUCUUUGUCUGUCUGCCUCCCUCAUCUUUACACUUCCACUGUCAGUUCAAAGUCCUGCUUUAUAUAUAUCUGGGUGUGGAUACGGGAAGUGCUGCCCUUUGAUGCAUGACUCAACAAAAAGCCACUUACGCUGCAUUUUAAUAGCCCUGAAGCAUUGUUUUGCAGGUUUUUUUAAUCAGAGAAUUAUGCCACAGAGAAGGUGCUGUAGUUACAGUGUUGGCCUAAUACCACAGAGGCCAAAGUUCAAAUCCUCAGACAGCCAUGAAGAUCACUUGGGCCAGUGAGUCACCGUCCCUCAGCCUGACCUACAUCUCAGGGAGAUGGGAAAACACCACUGUAUGCCACUUUCAGCAACUUGGAUAAAAGAUGGGAUGAAGGGUAAAGGUGAAGGGACCCCUGACCAUUAGGUCCAGUCAUGGCCGACUCUGGGGUUGCGGCGCUCAUCUCGCUUUAUUGGCCGAGGGAGCCGGUGUACAGCUUCCGGGUCAUGUGGCCAGCAUGACUAAGCCGCUUCUGGUGAACCAGAGCAGCGCACGGAAACGCCGUUUACCUUCCCAUCAGAGUGGUACCUAUUUAUCUAUUUGCAGUUUGAUGUGCUUUUGAACUACUAGGUUGGCAGGAGCAGGGACUGAGCAACGGGAGCUCACUCCAUCGCGGGGAUUUGAACUGCCGACCUUCUGAACAGCAAGCCCUAGGCUCUGUGGUUUAGACGGAAUAAAUACACAAAUAAUAAUCACAACAUUUUCAUUUUGAAAAGGGGAUUUUUCUUUUAUGCAGGUCAACAUUUUGACGAAGCCCAAAUCAGCUUCAUUGCUUGAGCACUUCUCACAUUCCAGGGCAUGCCUGUACCAAUAUCCUUUGUUGCGUGCCUCUUACUUUCAGUUCCAUAACAGCUGUUGCUCCUCCUUGUCUCAAUGCUGAUAUCGUCACAUGAUUUCUUUAUAAGCCACGCUUCAUCCUCUAGGGCUUCUGCAUGGAUUGUUGUUUGUUGGUAGCUAUGGCUGUUUUCCUUUAUUGUAAAGCUGCUUCGAGGAAAGGAGAAACAGAUGCCAAUGUUUUAAGUACUGGAACCGAUGGAUUUUUGAGACAGAAGACAAAACUUGCAUCAUCUCCUGGAACAAAAACAGGGAGAAAAAUUGUAGGGCUUCAAGAUUUCUGGUGAUUGUCUAGUCCAGUGUUAUCCAAACUCACUUGCCAACAAAAGGAUUCCUUGUUUGGGACCCAGCUGCCUGGUCCCUCCCUGUGACCUAGAAUCUAUUGAACAUGUUAUUCCCAUUGUCUGCAGAUCCCGCCAGUAACCCACCCAACCCCCCAAGACUCCAGUGACCUAUUUAUUCUCAACCAAUCACUCACGAAUCACAAAUCCAAUCCACACAACGUAGCAAUCUUGGCCCUCGUAUUUUUUAGCGCAUAUGGAGAAGAGAUCAGUUUUAGUGCUUCUGUCCUUUUAAGAGCUCUGUAUGUAUACUAUGGGACGCGGGUGGCGCUGUGGGUUAAACCACAGAGCCUAGGACUUGCCGAUCAGAAGGUCGGCGGUUCGAAUCCCCGCAACGGAGUGAGCUCCCGUUGUUCAGUCCCUGCUCCUGCCAACUAGCAGUUCGAAAGCAUGUCAAAGUGCAAGUAGAUAAAUAGGUACUACUCCGGCAGGAAGGUAAACGACGUUUCCAUGCGCUGCUCUGGUUCGCCAGAAGCUGCUUAGUCAUGCUGGCCACAUAACCCGGAAGCUGUACGCCGGCUCCCUUGGCCAAUAAAGCGAGAUGAGUGCCACAACCCCAGAGUCUGCCACAACUGGACCUAAUGGUCAGGGGUCCCUUUACCUUUAUGUAGAAUAUAUAAUAUCAGCAUGCUGCAGGGGUUUGAAUAAAAUACUCUGUGGUGGAAGGAAGCUGGCCACCCUGCAGUUCAGUGAUGACUAAACAUAGUCAGUAGUCACAGAAUGCUGACUAGAGGAGAAUCCAAAGGAGGCCUAAGUCACGAUCCUGUCAAGUUUUUCCUUGCACAGUGGGACUUCCCCACUCCCUCCCCCUGUGGACUAUUGAAAUCUGCUCUCUGGGUUCUCCCACUGGAACAGAUUUGGGAUGGGUGUGGGGCACACACAGGGGAGAGGAGGGGGAUUCCGUUGUGCAAGUGGAAAUCCUUGUGAUGGCAUAAUGGUUACUUAGCACUGUGUAUACCUAUUCAAAGGGAUGCAGUGGCGCUGUGGUCUAAACCACUGAGCCUCUUGGGCUUGCCGAUCAGAAGGUUGACGGUUCGAAUCCCCGCAACAGGGUGAGCUCCCGUUGUUCGGUCCCUGCUCCUGCCAACCUAGCAUUUCGAAAACACGUCAAAGUGCAAGUAGAUAAAUAGGUACCACUCUGGCGGGAAGGUAAACGGUGUUUCUGUACGCUCCUCUGGUUCGCCAGAAGCGGCUUAGUCAUGCUGGCCACAUGACCCGGAAGCUGUACACCGGCUCCCUUGGCCAAUAUAGCGAGAUGAGCACCGCAACCCCAGAGUCGGUCAUGACUGGACCUAAUGGUGAGGGGUCACUUUACCGUUACCUCGGGUUAAGUACUUAAUUCGUUCCGGAGGUCCAUUCUUAACCUGAAACUGUUCUUAACCUGAAGCACCACUUUAGCACUGCUGCUGCGCGAUUUCUGUUAUCAUCCUGAAGCAAAGUUCUUAACUCAAGGUACUAUUUCUGGGUUAGCGGAGUCUGUAACCUGAAGUGUCUGUAACCUGAAGCGUCUGUAACCCGAGGUACCACUGUACCUUGAUUGCUGGGGAACAACAGCGGCAGAGGGCAAUUGCAGUCACGUCCUGCUUUUGGGCUUCCCAGGGGCAUCUAAUUGGCCACUGUGGAAAACAGGAUGCUGAACUAAAUAGUCUGACCCAGAAGGAUUGUUAUUUUCUCACUGCUCUAAACCAGGAGAGGACAAUGUGGUCCACUCCCAGUUGCAUUGGAACAUUCAGUGCAUAUUAUAAUUUUGUUGUAUACAGAGUUGUGUUUGUUUUGAUUCAAUUCAGUUCAAUUCUUGGUAUUCCUUCGUUGUCUGAUACUAAACCAGGAGAGGACAUUGUGGUCUCCUCUCAAUAGUGCUGCACUGCAACUCGCAUCAUCCUUGACCAUUUGGCCAUGCUGCCCGGGGCAGAUGGGAGUUGCUAUUCAACAACAUGUGAAAGGCGGCUUGCUAGCUACGCCUGUUCUACAUAAUAAGCCAACAAUAGUAAACACUAUUGUUCUUCCUGUAGCUAAGCGAUGGUUAGAACCUCAGUUCAUAGGUUGUCUCCUCUAGGCAAUCUCUGAGCAGUAAGCCAAGAACAAACUUCAGCUAUAGCUGUUGCUUUGACUGUAGCAAGAAAAACCCAUGAGCCCAGGUUCAAACGGUAAACCAAACCAUGGCUUAGCCCUGGGUCACGUGGCAGCAGCACAGUCAGAAUAUAAGCACAGGGCCUGUGAUGCUUGCUCUGGAACCUGCCCAUUCGCAGCAAACCACGGUGUGCUUUAGCAAUACAGUAGUACCUCGGGUUAAGUACUUAAUUCGUUCUGGAGGUCCGUUCUUAACCUGUAACUGUUCUUAACCUGAAGCACCACUUUAGCUAAUGGGGCCUCCCGCUGCUGCCACACCGUUGGAGCACGAUUUCUGUUCUCAUCCUGAAGCAAAGUUCUUAACCUGAAGCACUAUUUCUGGGUUAGCAGAGUCUGUAACCUGAAGCGUAUGUAACCUGAGGUACCACUGUAUUAGCUUAGUGUUACAUGCAAACUGGGUCUCCGGGUCUCCACCACAGAGACGCCAAGAUUAAGUUUGCUGAUCAGCUCACAAAUUAAUUUCUAAUUUGAAGCAGUAAUGGAAACGAUAUAAAUCUGGAAAAUAGCUGUUGCAUUUUUGCCUCUUCCCAAAGCUGACUUGUCAGUUGAGGAGCAUAUAAACGAGCAAAACAGGCAUUCCGAACUACUUUAUACAGUGCUAAGAAUAAGCAGCGGGACUUUCCAUGAUUUAGGAAUGACAAAGUCUCACAGCUGCCAGAGGUCAUGUUUCAUGGGGGGGGGGUGAAUUUUCAUUUGGCUCAAGAACUACAGCUGCUCUGCACGUCCCCCGGCCCACACCCGUUGCAACGUUGGAUACAGCCAUUUCUUUGGAAGACAGCUCAGUCAGUGGAGCAUGAGACUCUUAAUUUCAGGGUUGUGGGUUCGAGUUGCACAUUGAGUAAAAGAUUCCUGCAUUGCAGGGGGUUGGACUAGAUGACCCUCGGGAUCUAUGACCCUAUGAGCACCCCAGCUCAGAAAAGCUGCUUUUCCCUACCACCCUACCCCAUGCUUGUCCUGAUUUUUCUCAUCCUCCUUUUCACAGCAUCUGGGGUUUGGGUGUUGUUGUUUUUGGAGAUUCCUAUUUAACAGCUACUGAUGGGUGUCUGAAGGGUUCACCAGGAACCUCUGAUGUUAACGAGAAACCCAGGGUUCAACUAUCGAGCCAUCAUGCUUACAUGUUUACCCGGCUGCUAGUGCAAGAGUCCUUCAUGUUAUUUGGCAGCCCUGAUCAUCCAGCUUUUCAUGGCAGUGCCUAGAAUGACAACAGCUUUUGUAGCCAUAAAGCUCCCAUCUCCCGCUGCCCGGCAUUUUGGAAGAAAAGGACCACUGGGACCCAUGCCAAGUUGGCUGAGGUUUAAAAUAGACCCGGCUAGCUCACAUAAACACACUGCUGUACUCAUAAGGGAGCCCUGUGACUACUAUGGCAUUGAUAGGACAACAGCCUUUGAAAUUAAUGUCAGCUGUGACUCACACUAAAUCUUUUCAUCCGCACUGUAAACAGGACCCCUAAACUUUCGUUGCUGCACAUUGUCGAUGUGAAUGUGGAGAUUUAUCAGAUGUUGGAUGCUUACUGACUGCAGCGUACGUUACAAGCAUUUGUGACUUCAGCCUUUGUUGUAAAAGGGGAUCGUCUUUUGCAUAAGUGAAUCUGAUCUAUGCUGGCGCAUCCAGCAAUAAUUAUUUCAGGGCUGCUGGGAACUGCAGAUAUGAGAGGUUUGCACAUAAGACAUUAGGAAGCCCUGCUGGCCAUACCAUGUGCGGAGGGAGCUUCCUUCACCCUGUGUUCCGCUUGAUAUCGGAGCCUUCAGAAUCUCAUGCCUUUUCAUUGGACACAUUGGCUAUCUGGCGUCUCUGUUUACUUGGUUUAUGGCCCACUGCAGGUGUAAUUCGCACUAGGGAUCCUCCGUGUCCUUUGUUUAUUCCCUGUCACUGAGGAAGCACAGGCCAGUUCAACCUGCGCUGUAGAAAACUGUCUCCCUUCCUUGCAUAUCUUCACACACUCAAGAACACAUUUGGUUUAUCUCUCUCCCUUCCUGCUCCACUGCUCUUAACCAGUGUCGCAGGGGGGGGGGGAACCCCCAAUCAUUCAGUUUAUACAAACUCCACACACACACACACACACACACACACACACACACACACACGACAUACGCUACGCUUCUGUUAUAAAUUCAUAGAAAAUCAACCAUAUAUCGGAUCUGCACCGUUCCACUUUUAUUUUACUCCAUGAAGGAAGGACUACAAAAUGGGGAAGGUUUGAUACAGGGCAGCCAUAAUCCCUUGAGCAUACCAGCACAUACACAAGAGCCCUGCCCAGUUGCUAUGCCAACCCUGAUGGUCCUAGACCGAAGACCAUCAAGAUCACAAAGAACUUGCAUAUGGGAGUGGAUUCAGCACGGACUGGAACAAAGGACAAUGAUCAGCUCUUCCCUCUGUCUCCCCUUUGUCACCUGGAAAGUACUCAUGGGGAGGGGGAAAGGGGGAACCAGCCAGGUGACAGGACACUCAGAUUACCACCACAACUCCUCCCUCAACCCCUCCUUUUUGUGAUGUAUCAAUGAUGUAGUUGUGAUGUAGUUUUAGGGGUAUAUUUUGGGGGAUUAGUAACUAAUAAUAAAACUAAUAAAAGUUGGGGUCUUCUUUUGUUCUGGACUUCCAUUUUGCUUCAUCUUGUUGUGGGUGGGAGUCCUGUCGUGACAGUUUCCAUUAAAGGCCAAGCCUACAAGCUGCUGUUUUGCUCCAAAUUGUCCUGGUUGGUGUCUUUGUUUUUUGUCCAAGGGAGCCCUCGGAUUCCUCCGUUAACACCAGUUUGGGGAUGCCUGCUCUUAACCUUUCAAUUUCACACCUCUACUCCUUAUCUGCCUCUAGCUUUUCCUCUACACCCCACACUUAGAAGCUGUCUCCCUGCUGCUACUUCCAGCAACCUUACCCUGUUCACAUGCUUCUUCUCUCGACAUGCUUCUUUUGGGACGCAGGUGGCACUGUGGUCUAAACCACUGAGCCUCUUGGGCUUGCUGAUCAGAAGGUUGGCGGUUCGAAUCUCCGCAACGGGGUGAGCUGCCGCUGCUCUGUCCCAGCUUCUGCCAACCUAGCAGUUCGAAAGCACGCCAGCGCAAGUAGAAAAGUAGGUACAGCUGUGGCGGGAAGAUAAGCGGCGUUUCUGUGCGCUCUGGUUUCCAUCACGGUGUUCUGUUGCGACAGAAGUGGUUUAGUCAUGCUGGCCACAUGACCCGGAAAGCUGUCUGUGGACAAACGCCGGCUCCCUCAGCCUGAAGCAAGAUGAGCUCUGCAACCCCAUAGUCGCCUUUGACUGGACUUAACCAUCCUGGGGUCCUCUACCUCUACCUCUACCUCUCUUCAUUUCUCUCUGCUCCCUGAAGCACACACCUCUGCUAUCUCCGCUGCUUUCCCCUCUCUUCCCUCUGCUUCCCUCCAUCUCCUUUCUCUGUUGCUUAGCCUGUACACCCACCUACGCUGCCCCGCCCAUGGGUCUUUUAUCCUUUCAUGGGUGGGGCAUGGCAGUGUUCCCAAAGUGUUCCCCUUGGUGCCCAGCUUCCUAGCUGUGCCCUUCCCUUUCCUGGGCAGAUUGACAGCACAGAAAGACAGCUUCUCUGCUUCAGCCACUCUAUCUCUCUGCACAGAGCUCUGUGCAUGUCUGUUUUAUACACUACUUUGCAGGUAGGAAGCCUAUGACCCUCCUGAUAUUGUUGGAAUACAGUUCCUAUCAGCCCCAGCCAGCAGGGCCAGUUGUCAGGCAUGAUGGGAGUUGCCAUUUAGCAGCCGAACCCAAAGAGUACUCAUUCAUGGUUCCUCGUCAUCCGGGGGGGGGGGGAGCGACAAAUGGGGUGUUUCAGGGUUCUGCCCUGGGCUCGCUGUUGUUCAGCACCUUUAUAAAUGACUUGGAAGAAGGAAUUGAGGGGGUGCUCAUCAAAUUUGCAGAUGACACCUGUGGCGAUCACACAGGGUCCCCGGACGUUUAACGGUCUAUUGAUCCCUGUGCCACCACUGUGCUCGCUUCCCCGCUGCCACCAACCAGUUACUCUCUGGUAAAACACUGAGUCCAGUCAGUUGUUAAAAGUGAACCAAAAAAACAUGUUUAUUUUACAACAUUGACAAGUUUAUGGUUUCUCAGAUAGUAUUUCUGUCAGUAUCUUAACUUCAGUUUCUUUACUGGCCUAUACCUUUCUAAUACCUUCUGACUGAUUAUCUCAACUGUUUGACUGACUCCUCUUAACAAAUUCUCUCACUCUCUUACACUAGACUAGCCCAAUCCACAGACUUCUCUUCUCUGUCUCUGCUAACUCCAGACUGUCUUCUCAACCACCCUAACUCUAACUCCCUUCUCCUCCAAAAACCCUCUGUGCUUAAACCUUAUACACAAUUAACUCCACCCCUUGGGUUCACAUUGGUUAGUCAUAUUACAAUUAGUUAACCCUUUCCCUAUGAACCCAGUAUGAUGUCACACACAUAGGAGGGCAAACACCACAACACCAAACUGAGAAGGGUAGCUAAUGCUGCAAAAGACAGAAUCAGGAUUCAAAAUGACCUUAACGGAUUGGAGAACUAGGCUCAAGCUAACAAAAUGAAGAAAUGACACUCAUGUGAACCAAGCUGUGUUUUGUAAUGGGUUUCAAUGGUGAACCUUUCCCAUGGGUUCGCUGUUUCAAACUCCACCUUGCAUGUAGAAAAAUCGCAUGUCAGGAAGAAGGCUAGGCUUCCUGGUUUUCUGCGUCCUCCCCACCCACUUAAGUGUUCAGACAUGAACCCGUGUUUGCUCAGUCUGCUCACAUGCCAUGCCUGCAGCGUGAAAUGGUGCAACCUGGGCAAAUCUUCCGUUACUUGACCCAGCUGCCUAUCCAAAUGGGUUCCAAACCCUCCGUUUUUGUAUUGUACCCUGUAUGUUUCAUGCUGUUCCCCCUUUUACAGUGCAUCCUUCUUUACUUGCUAGGUACCCAGAUGAGCUGCUUUUCUCCAAGUACAUUUUCCUGGCGCCAGGCUGCUUACGUGGACUCCUACUGCUGGGCAGCUGUACAGCAAAAACAGCUUUCACAGAGCGACUCGGGGCACCUUCCACUCUGGCUUCAUAAAGUUUGUAUAAUUGGCCUUCGUCACCUUCUUUAUUCUGGGUAAUAAAAACCCAACUCAGACACCUGAAGCUGUAGCAUUGCAUUCCCACUAGCAUUCAUGGUUUUUCUCAUGUUAAUGUACGAGCUAUAUUUUCUCUGUGGUUUGAUUGUUAUCGUUCAUUAGUUGCCUUUUGCCCUAAUGCCCCAGAGCUUUUAAACUUGUUGUUGUUAGAAGUAGUAGUUCAAUUUUUUUUGAAAAAAUUGCAAUCAUAGUCCCCAUGACCCAAUUAUGUCUGUUUCCAUUUGAAAGCAGCAAAUUAUAGGGUAGAAGGUUUCCUAAUCUGUGCCGUUUCAAGUGGAAUCAUUUCAUAAUUAAAUAUUCUCUCUCACAACACAUAUUGAAAGCAGCCUUCCUUGAAACGGGGGGGGGGGGGGAGAAAUGCCAGGAAGAAGAGCUAGCAAUCACAUCCAUACUAUAGAUUUGAACCACAUUUAACAUGAAUAGCCUCCCCCAAAGAAUUCUGGGAACUGUACUUUAUCCCUCACCUGCAUUGUCAGUGUGAGGAAAGCAGUAUGAGCAGAAGGACAAUUAGGAAACAGGGGAUUGUGUGUAGGUUAACAAAGCAAGCAAGGACACAGUCCCUAGAGGAAAUAAAUGAGUUGGGACUGUUGUUUAUACUUAACAAAUGCUGCUGCGGGUCAUGGAAAUUUAUGUCGCCACGCAUUCGUGAUUGGGGUCAUAGGGCUCUUCGCUUGGUUUUGCAGGCAGUCUUUUUUAUAUAUAUAUAUAAGAUAUUUAUUAAGGUUUUUUGAAAUAUUACAGUGAAAAUGAAAAGGAAAAAAGAAAAAUACAAAAUAAAAACAGUUAAAAACACACAUAUUUUCUAUUACUUAUUUUCCUUUAGCUUGUUUCCCGGACCUCCUCGUACCUCCCUGUUUUGUAUUCCACUUCAAUUUAUUGGUACAGCAAAUCCUUACCAUUAGAUUUUAACCCAUUUAUAACCCUUUUUAUUCUCUUAGAACAUUACAGCUGGAAACCGCUUAAUUACUAUCCAACAUCAUUCUAUCAUUCAUUAAUUUUACAAUAUUUCUGUAAAUAGUCUUUAAAUUUCUUCCAAUCUUCUUCCACCGACUCUUCUCCCUGGUCUCGGAUUCUGCCAGUCAUUUCUGCCAAUUCCAUAUAGUCCAUCACCUUCAUCUGCCAUUCUUCCAAAGUGGGUAGAUCUUGUGUCUUCCAAUACUUUGCAAUGAGUAUUCUUGCUGCUGUUGUAGCAUACAUAAAAAAAGUUCUGUCCUUCUUUAGCACCAAUUGGCCGACAAUGCCCAGAAGAAAGGCCUCUGGUUUCUUCGGGAAGGUAUAUUUAAAUAACUUUUUCAGUUCAUUAUAUAUCAUUUCCCAGAAAGCCUUAAUCCUUGGGCACGUCCACCAAAGGUGAAAGAAUGUACCUUCAGUUUCUUUACAUUUCCAGCAUUUAUUGUCGGGCAAAUGAUAGAUUUUUGCAAGCUUGACUGGGGUCAUGUACCACCUGUAUAUCAUUUUCAUAAUAUUCUCUCUUAGGGCAUUACAUGCCAUAAACUUCAUACCUGUGGUCCAUAACUGUUCCCAGUCAGCAAACAUAAUAUUAUGUCCAACAUCUUGUGCCCAUUUAAUCAUAGCAGAUUUCACCGUUUCAUCCUGAGUAUUCCAUUUCAACAGCAAGUUAUACAUUCUUGACAAAUUCUUAGUUUUGGGUUCUAACAGUUCUGUUUCUAGUUUUGAUUUUUCCACCUGGAAGCCAAUUUUCUUAUCCAAAUUAUAUGCCUCCAUUAUCUGAUAAUAAUGAAGCCAAUCUCUCACUUUGUUUUUUAGUUUCUUGAAACUCUGCAAUUUCAAUUUGUCUCCUUCUUGUUCCAAAAUUUCCCAAUAUUUCGGCCAUUUGGCCUCCAUAUUGAGCCUUUUCAGAGCUUUCGCUUCCAUCGGUGACAACCACCUUGGGGUUUUAUUUUCCAAUAAAUCCUUGUACCUUAUCCAAACAUUAAACAGUGCUUUCCUGACAAUAUGAUUUUUAAAUGCUUUAUGUGCUUUGACCUUAUCAUACCAUAAAUAUGCAUGCCAUCCAAAUACGUUGUUAAAACCUUCUAAAUCCAAAAUGUCUGUAUUUUCAAGAAGUAGCCAUUCUUUCAACCAGCAAAAAGCUGCUGAUUCAUAAUAAAGUUUAAAGUCUGGCAGGGCAAAUCCACCUCUUUCCUUUGCAUCAGUUAAUAUCUUAAAUUUUAUUCUGGGCUUCUUGCCCUGCCAGACAAAUCUAGAAAUAUCUCUCUGCCACUUCUUGAAACAGUCCAUCUUGUCCACAAUUUGCAAUGUCUGAAACAAAAACAACAUUCUAGGCAAUACAUUCAUUUUUAUCACAGCAAUACGACCCAACAGUGAAAGCUUCAAAUUUGACCAGAUUUCUAAAUCUUUUUUCACUUCUGUCCAACAUUUUUCAUAAUUAUCUUUAAAUAAGUUCCCAUUUUUGGCUGUCAUAUUAAUCCCCAGGUAUUUCACUUUCUUAACCACAGUCAGGCCUGUCUCAUUCUGAAACCUCUCUCUUUCAAUCGGUGUUAAAUUUUUCUCUAAAACCUUAGUUUUUAGCUUGUUCAAUUUAAAUCCUGCCACUUGACCAAAUUCUUGAAUUAUUUCUAAAACCCUUUUAGUACUAGAUUCUGGCUCCUGUAACGUCAAUACUAAGUCAUCUGCAAAUGCUCUCAGUUUGUACUGUUUGGCUCCGACCUGUAUACCUUUAACCAACCGGUCCCUUCUAAUCAUAUUCAGCAGAACCUCCAGGACCGAUAUAAAAAGCAGUGGGGAGAUUGGGCACCCCUGUCGUGUCCCUUUUUCUAUCUUAAAUUCUUCCGUGACCACAUUAUUUACAAUUAAUUUAGCCUUUUGUUCAGAGUAUAUUGCACCUAUACCAUUUUCAAAACCUUGGCCUACCCCCAUCCCCUGUAGAUUCUUCUUCAUGAAGCUCCAAGAGAUAUUGUCAAAAGCUUUCUCCGCAUCCACAAAUAUCAGAACUGCUUUAGUGUUUAUAUUCACUUCUAGUUUUUCCAAAAUAUCAAUUAUAUUCCUCAAAUUAUCAGACAAGUGUCUUCCUGGGAGAAAGCCCGCUUGGUCUUUAUGAAUCUCUUCCAUCAAUACUUUUUUCAAUCUCUUGGCCAAAAUGUCUGCAAAAAUUUUGUAAUCCACAUUAAGUAACGAUAUAGGGCGGUAGUUCUUAAGCUGAGUCUUUUCAGUCUCUGUUUUAGGUAUAAGUGUAAUGUACGCCUCUUUCCACGACUCUGGUGCCCUUUUCCCUUCCAAAAUUUCAUUGCAGACUUCCUUCAAAGGUUGCAAUAGCCACUCUUUCAAGGAUCUAUAAUAUCUAGAAGUCAGCCCAUCCGGUCCUGGAGAUUUGCCCAAUUGCAUGUUUUGAAUGGCACCUUCCACUUCCUGUUCAGAUAUUUUAUAGUUCAGCAUUAAUUUACUUUCUUGAGAGAUUUUUUGUAAUCCAUUUGUCUUCAAGAAUCGGUCUAUGUCCAUUUCUUUCUGUGGCCCUUGCGUGUAUAAUUGUUUAAAGUACCUCUGGAAACAGUUUCUAAUCUCAGUUGGGUUAUGUAUAUUCUUUCCUUCCACUUCUAAGUUUGUAAUAGUAUUUAAUUUUUGUCUUUUUUUCAUUUGCCAGGCCAACAAUUUCCCACAUUUAUUAGCUGAUUCAAAUGUUUUUUGUCUCAUUUGUUUAAUUUUCCAUUCUAUUUCCUGAUUCAUCAUUUUCAUGUAUUGUACUUGAUAUAAUUUUAUUUCUCUCAGAAUCUCCUGCGACUUUGGUUUUGCUCUCAAUUUCUUCUCACUUUCUUUUAUUUUCUCCAAAAUUUUAUCUUCCUUCUCAUUCUGACUUCUCUUCUUUAUUGCAUUCUGUUGUAUCAGAAACCCUCUCAUGACCGCUUUGCUUGCGUCCCAGAUUACUCUUUUUUCUACAUUGGUGUUCAUAUUUAUUUCAAAAUAGUCUCUCAGAGUUUUUUGGGCCUUUUUAUAUACUUGUUCAUCUCUAAAUAAGGUGUCAUUCAUCCUCCAUCUGAAGGAUCCGGUUGAUAUUUGUUUCAUCUCCAUCCUUACAGCGUUAUGGCCGGAGCAGGUUUUUGGGCAGAUUUCUACUUUCUUUAUCUUUGGUGCCAUUCCUCUAGUUAUCCAUAUUUGGUCAAUUCUAGUCCAUGUCAUAUUGGCUUCAGAAAAGAAGGUUCCCUCUCUUCCCAAGGGGUUCUUUACUCUCCAGAUAUCCACUAAGUCUAUAUUGUCUGUCAUCUCAAAAAAAUGUUUUUGGUAGUCUACCAUCCUUGGUAACUACCUGUCUUUGUGCCUUAUCCAUGUUUGUAGAUACUACUCCAUUCAUGUCCCCCAUCAAAAUCAAGUUGUAAUCCAAAUAGUCCAGUAAAGUCUCGUGCAACUUUUUAAAGAAUUCAGAUUUCCCCUCAUUCGGUGCAUAAAUUCCAACUAUCAAGAAUUUCUCUCCUUGAACUUGAAUUUCAAUUGCCAAAAAUCUUCCUUGGUCAUCUUUAAAAAUUAAUUUCGGUAAUAGUCUCUCCUUUGCAUAUAUCACAACUCCUCUUUUUUUAACUUUGUCAGAUGAGAUAAACUCCUGUCCCAAUCUUUUAUUAAUCAGUAGUUUCCUGUGUAGCCUUGUUAUAUGUGUUUCUUGUAAACAAAUCAAGUCCAAUUGUUCCUUUUUUAGUAGAUGAAAAACACUUUUUCUCUUUCGAGGGGAAUUCAAACCAUUACAAUUCCAGCUUAACAGUUGCAGAGCCAUGAUGGGGUUACUUCACUUUACCUCCAACUGCACCAAGUGUCUGUUCUUGUUCUGUAGAUAGUGUCUCUUUCUCUGGGCCGUGCAAUCCAAAAGAUAAGUUUGCUAUGUCUAGUAUGCCUUUUGGCUCUUCUCCAGAUCCCGCUUCUUUCUGUAGGUCUUCUUCGUGAUCUUUCAAGAACCUGUCCUUAUCAUUAACUGAUCUUAUUUUUAUCUUUCUUCCUUUGUAUUUAAAGGAUAGGCCUUGAGGAAAUUCCCACCUGAAAAGAAUUCUAUUUCUUUUCAACAGGGCAACUAGGUCUCCGUAGUUAAACCUUAAGUCCAAAAGAUGUUUUGGAAUGUCCUUAAAUAUCACCACACUUGAGUCGUAAAUUUCCAAAGUCUUUUGAUAGUGCAAAUUCAAAAUUUUGUCUCUCUCUUCUUUUGUUCGAAGGGUAAUCAAGCAGUCCCUCACCUUGUUCCUGCUUUGUCCUCUUCCAAAUCUAAAUGCAUUCACUAUCUUAAAUUCUUCCUUCCCCAAGUCCUGUUGCCAAAAAUCUGUAAAUUCCUGUGUAAGAAAGUCAGCCAGGUUGUCUUUCUCCCGUUCUGGUACGGCCCUGAUUCUUAAAUUUCUUUGUCUCUCUUUCAAUUCAAUCAUAGACAAUGUCAAAUCGUGGUCCUCCAAUUUCUUAUAUACUGGUGGUAUCUUCUCUUGAAUAGCAGUUGCAAUAUCUUUUGCUUCUUCGGCUAUCUUUCGGGUCGAAGCAGAUUCCUGUAAUAAUUUUUCAAUAGACUCUGUAUUGGUGUUCACCUUCUGUCCCAAAUUAUUAAUACUUGUAGUAUUCAGAUCAAUUUUACCUGAUGCUUCAGCUACUUGUUUAUUAGUCUCAGCUACCUGCUUAGCUAAUUUUUCCAAAGAUUCAUUAAUUUUUCCAAGUGCAUGUGCCAAAACGUCUUCGGACGACAUAACUUUUGGUUUGACCUGUGGGGGUGCAGCCCCUGAUGUUCCAGAUGCUCCAGAUGUUGAAGCCCUUCGCUGCUGCGCAGUAUCUGUCCAAUAGUGUCUGCCAGACCUAGUAGUUUUUUCCUGCGCCAGCUCUAUCUUUCCUUUCCCAUCUGCCAUAACACGCAGGCAGUCUUUUUGAAGCGCAUUCACUUUGCUGUCGUUCUUGCAAGUUUACAGCAGUGCUAAUUCAGAAUGCUAAAGCAAGAGAGAAGCAGCUGCUUCUUACCUAAAGAAAGCGAGGAAUGGGCAGAUGAGCUUGCAGGGGAAGAAAACAAGGUCAAGGGGAAAGUUUGAGAGCCAGAAAGCAGUUGAAUGCAAAUAGGCUUCUCAUCUAGUCUUAAUUCUCUAGCUGUUACCCAAAAAAACACAAAAGGUCCUCUUGGUUGGAGUAAGAGCUCUUCAAGACUGAUUAGAUUCCCCGACGGUUCCAAAGAUUGGACCAUUUCCCAGAUACAGACUCAAUCUGUAGAGGAAUAAAGAAUGUGUGAGCCAGGCAGCCGACACGGUUUCAGCCUGACCUCAGCUCCACUUCCAUGUGUUCCCAUACUGCCGCAGCUCCUCUUGUCUAAUUUCCCCCCACUACAUCACAAUGGAGUCUGAAUUCUCAAGGCACAGCUUAAGAUUCCAAUUUGCUCUUACAGCCCACGUUCGUGUUCUUCCUAUCAACCUGUUGUUUUGAGUUGUCCUUCGUCCCAAGGCCAUUCACAGCCGCUUGUGAUGCAACAACAUCAGUAGUGAGCCGUACUUAACCGCAUCAGUCUGCUACUGCUCCUACACCCUCUCUGGCUUUGGGUGGCCAACUUUUUUCCAUUGGUCCUGCUCCUUCCCUUUUACAGCCUCUGGCAUCCCCCAAAAAGAGGACACUUCUGCUGUCAUGUUAGCAUGAUAAGAUGCUCUGUAUCUGGUUUUUCAGUCUGCUGUUAAAAUUGCAGCAGCAGUGUCAGCUAAAAUGUUAGCAUGCUUACUCUUAUUUAUUCAUGUACCGUAUUUUUCGCUCUGUAAGACGCACCAGACCACGAGAUGCACCUAGUUUUUGGAGGAGGAAAGCAAGAAAAAAAAUAUUCUGAAUCUCAGAAGCCAGAACAGCAAGAGGGAUCGCUGCGCAGUGAAAGCAGCAAUCUCUCUUGCUGUUCUGGCUUCUGUGAUAGUUGCGCAGCCUGCAUUCGCUCCAUAAGACGCACACACAUUUCCCCUUACUUUUUAGGAGAGAAAAAGUGAGUCUUAUAGAGCAAAAAAUACGGUAUUUUAAAGACGCUAUAUUCUGCUCUUUAGUGGUGCUUCCAAGGCAAUCAGCCUCAGUCUCUUGCACAAUCCUAGGCAAGUCUACUGAGAAGUAUACCCGUUUAAGUUAGUGGGACCUAUUCCCAGAUAAGUGUGGACAGGAUUGCAGGAAAUGUUAUUAUUAGUACGCUUUCCAGACCUGUAUCGCAAAAUAAUCCCAAUAUUAGGAAUAAAGGAAACUGCCCUGUACUGAAUCACACCAUUGAUCUAUCUAGCUUGGUUCUGUCUACACUGGUUGGCAGGAGCUCUCCAGGAUUUCAGAUAUUCCCAGCCCGACCUGGAAAUGCUGGCUAAGUUUUGUUUUUGUUUUUGUUUUUUUCCAAUAAUAUUUAUUAAGUUUCAUACAAAUACAACACAUACUAUAAAAUCAAUGAAACAAAAAUAAAAUAAAAAAUAAAAAUAAAAAUAAAACAAAUAUAGCAAAUGAUAACCAAAAAUACAACCACAAACACAUAAACAAUAAAAAAAAUUAAUUAAUUAAACUUCCAACUUCUUAAACGUAUUACUUGGCUUCCUCUAAUCUCUUCCAUCUGAAUUUCCUUGUACCUGAAUGUAGCAGUUUUCCAAUAUCGUUAUUCAAAAAUACAAUAUUCCAAUUAUAAUCAAACUUCUUAACUUUUCUUAAUCUCUAUGUCUCAUUUAUUUAUUGAGUCCUAAUUUAAUGCUAGGCCUAUUUAGUACCUUCAAGUAACUACUAAUCUUUAAUAUUCGACCUUCUGCCUACAAAGCAAAUGCUCUAUCACGGAGCCACAAAUUCAGUUUGCAAAGCGUCUCAGCAGUCCUGCUUGCGUCUUACUAUUUAGCAGAUUGCGGAUGGAUCUGAGCUAAUUCCUUAUCCCGGUUAUUUUCUUCCGCAGUUUUUCCCAUACAUCCUCCUGCUGGUUGCAAUCCUACUGUACCUGCCAUGUCUCUUCUGGCGCUUCACCUCAGCCCCCCACCUUUGCUCAGACCUGAAAUUUAUUAUGGAAGAACUCGACAAAUCCUAUAACAGGGCAAUCAAAGCCGCAAACAGCUGCCGCAAUGGGGAUGUGAGGGGCUCAUCUCCGGCCAUUAAUGAGAAUAUGGCUCAGAGGUAACAUCCCACUCCUUUCCAUUUUCUAAAAUUAAAAUGAACUUGAGUUGGAAUAAUAGGUAAGCUACUCACAUCCAGAGUCUGACAACUUUUGGAGGGCCACAGGGCCCCCAUUCUUGACUUAGGUAAUAGGAGGCUUUUCUUCAGCUGCACCUGCCAUCAGAAGUUAGGCAGGUGGCAAUCAGAAAAGAGCCUUCUCUGUGGUGGCCCCUCAGUGUUGAAGCACUGUCCUCAGAGCUGCUCACCUGGCUCACCUUUUUAAUUGAAUUUCAAGCAGUUCUCCAUUCUGCCAUCCCAUUGCAAACCCCUCCCCCCCCCACACCAUCAUCAACCUCAUGAGAGCCAGUGUAGUGUGGUGGUUAAGAGCAGUGGACUCGUAAUCUGGUGAACUGGGUUCGCUUCCCCGCUCCUCCACAGGCAGCUGCUGGGUGACCUUGGGCUAGUCACACUUCUCUGAAGUCUCUCAGCCCCACUCACCUCACAGAGUGUUUGUUGUGGGGGAGGAAGGGAAAAGGAGAUUGUUAGCCGCUUUAAGACUCCUUAGGGUAGUGAUAAAGCAAGGUAUCAAUCCAAACUCCUCCUCUUCUUCAUGUUGGAGGAAGUAGACUCUCACCUGCAAAAGCAUGCACUGAACACAGUAGUCUUUGGGGUGCCAUGAUGCACUCUGUUGUUUUUGCAGUUGCUCUUCCAGGACGCAUCUGAAAAAAAUAUGACAUUGGUGCUUUGGAAUCUGAGCCCUCCCAGUUUUGUGUGUGUGUGUGUUGUGCAGCAUCUGAGCAAAUGAAAUCAUGGUGUGAUGGCUCUGAAUAUUGUCUCUUUGGUGUGUCUCCCCCCCCCCCCCAGUUUCUGGGAAAUAUCCGAGAGCCACUUCAAAUACCCCAUUGUGGAACAGUACCUGAAGACGAAGAAGGGCUCCAAGAGCUUAAUAAUCAAGUACAUUAUUUGCCGAUUGCUGACCCUGAUGAUCAUUCUGCUCUCCUGCCUCUACUUGGGAUAUUACAUCAGCCUCUCCUCAAUGACCGAUGAGUUUAUCUGCAACAUCAAAACCGGGAUAUUGAAGAACGACACCACUGUUCCCGAACGCUUCCAGUGCAAACUGAUUGCCGUCGGUGUCUUCCAGCUCCUCAGCUAUAUCAACAUCAUAGUGUACCUCUUGCUCAUGCCCAUUGUGGUCUAUGCGCUGCUGGUCCCUUUCAGGCAGCGCUCAGACAUUCUGCAAGUGUACGAGCUCCUGCCGACGUUUGACGUCCUCAAAGUCAAAACCAAACACUACAACGACUUGAGCCUCUACCUCCUCUUCCUCGAGGAGAAUGUCAGCGAGCUUAAAUCUUACAAGUGCCUCAAAGUUCUGGAGAACCUGAAAGGCAGCGGCGAGAAGUUCGACCCCAUGCAACUCCUGAUGAAUCUCGGCUCGAUUAAAACGGACGUUGCAGACGGCAAGUCAGCCACCAUCAAAGAGGACUCUGGAAAGAAAGCAGAGCCGGAAAAGACAAACAGUGCGCUAGAACUGAAGGGUAAAGUCGUUUCGCUUCGGUUUGCUUCCUUUUAUGUUAUGCAUAUAUCACUGCUCCUAAUACAUUGAUCAAAGUGGUUUGCAAGUUUUUAAAUACCAUAUUUUUUGCUCUGUAAGACUCACUUUUUCCCUCCUAAAAAGUAAGGGGAAAUGUGUGUGCAUCUUAUGGAGCGAAUGCAGGCUGCGCAGCUAUCCCAGAAGCCAGAACAGCAAGAGGGAUCGCUGCGCAGCGAUCCCUCUUGUUGUUCUGGCUUCUGAGAUUCAGAAUAUUUUUUUUUCUUGUUUUCCUCCUCCAAAAACUAUGGUCUUAUGGUCUGGAGCGUCUUAUAGAACGAAAAAUACGGUACUACACAAAAAGCUAUAAAACACUUCAUUUUGUUAAGGAUUAAAAAAACGCCACAGCUAAAACAAGCAAACAGACCUGUGCAUUUUGAGGAGGAGGUGUAUUAAUUGCCUCAUGCUAAUGCCUCCAGAUAAUUUACAAAAGCAUAUCAUAAGUGUAAAGUUAUGAAAUGCAGCAGCUUAAAACACCGUAAAACAAUGCCAUUCUGUCAAACCUUUCUACAUGUAGACUUAAAGUAGCGUUUGGGAUAUGAAGUCAUGGAUCACACAUCCAAUGUGUUUUCAUCUUGAAGUAAGCCUGCUGAAUUCAAAGGGAUUUAUUCCCCACCCCUCAAAUGUGUACAAGAUGGUCACCCCAAUGUCUUUAAAUUUUAAAUAUCAGUUAGGAAAGAAAUGCUGUGGACUACUACCCUACAAGCCUUAUUUCACACUUGCUCCAUUCCUGGAGUUAUACCCCAGAUAUCCUAGAAUCUGUGGGUAUUUCUCAAAUGCCUCUGAUAUUAUUAUUAUUAUUAUUAUUAUUAUUAUUAUUAUUAUUAUACCACCCUAUAGCCAGAGGUCUCAGGGUGGCUCACAGAAAAAAAUCAAAAUAUAAAACCAAAAAAUGUAUAAUCAAAAUAAAAACAACAAUUCAAUAACCCCCCUAAUGUAAGGAUCAGGCUACAAACCUGCAGACAGCUAGGGAGGCAACUUCAACAGCCUAGAUAGACACAUAAAGGGACCCCUGACCAUUAGGUCCAGUCGUGACCGACUCUGGGGUUUCGGCGCUCAUCUCGCUUUAUUGGCCGAGGGAGCCGGCGUACAGCUUCCGGGUCAUGUGGCCAGCAUGACUAAGCCGCUUCUGGCGAACCAGAGCAGCGCACAGAAACGCCGUUUACCUUACCGCCGGAGCGGUACCUAUUUAUCUACUUGCACUUUGACGUGCUUUCAAACUGCUAGGUUGGCAGGAGCAGGGACCGAGCAACGGGAGCUCACCCUAUUGCGGGGAUUCGAACCGCCAACCUUCUGAUUGGCAAGUCCUAGGCUCUGUGGUUUAACCCACAGUGCCACCCAUAUCCCAGAUAGACACAUAGCUACAGUCUUAAACUAUGUGAAGGACUGGAAGCUCCUCUUCUCUCUCUCUCUCUCUCUCUCUCUCACACACACACUCUCACACACACACACACACACACACACACACACGGACAUUGUGUUUGAGGGCAACAAGACUACUUGUUUGUGAUUUCUAUGGAAAAGGAUAACUGAGCUUCCAUUUGCCGCGACUUGUUGUCUUUCAGAUGCAACAGAACAGACGUCACCUGGCAACGGAGCAGAAGCAGGUAAAGAAGACGCCAAACUUCGCCAGAGGCUUCUUGAUUCUUCGUGCUGAUGGGCCCACGUAGCAAUUUGUGGAUUGGGACUGUUCUUUCCAGUUACUCCAGCGUAAGCCAUACUGAACACUGGGUGCUCGCCUCAUUGUUGAGUGUGUAAGGGGGCUGGGCCUAAGGGCAAACCAUAGUUUACAAGCUUUUUAUAUGCCUAUGUUUACAUGCCUGCCCAGCCCCUAUGUCUUAUGGCCUACUGUUGAGGUUAUUUAUGCCAAUUCUGUGGGGUAGAAACGAUGGAAGAAAGUCCACAUUGUAAGUAGGACACAGAGAGAAAUAUCCUGGAUGACCUGAAGGAAAAAGGAGUUAGCUUUUCUCACCAAUGGAACGCUUGGGGCCUAGUUGUACACAGGUGUGGAUAUCACAGCAUAAGCCUAACUAUGUCUACUCUGAAGUAAAUCCUAUUGAUUUGCAGCCUUAAUCACUCUACACUUGAGUCUGGUUUGCAUGUGUGCAUGUACGCACUUGUUUCCCGUUUGAUUAAUGACCAUGCACUUAAAACCAAGGUAACCAACAACUUAAGCUCUGAAAUUAGGAAUAUUUCAUGGACUUGGAUCAACGCACAUGGCACAAAGAGGUGGACUGAACUGUGGGGAUAAGACUGCAGAGGGGGAAAUGCUGGUGGGUUUUUCAUGAUCUUUCCAAAGAUGGGGAAAUCAUGAUCUCUUUCAGUUGUUUGUUGAAACAAAUACGCACCUGCUAAAUACAUACAUAUUAAUCUGCUGUGGUGUCAGAACCGCCACUGUGAUUGCACAGAGGGAUGCUAUGAGAAUAUACAUAAUAAUUCAGGUAACGCGGAUAAACGGUGCUCCUUGUGUUCUUGUUAUUUCAGUUGUGAUGCACAUGCAAGAGAUCCUUGUGCCCCUUAGGAUUUUCCCGCAAUCUUCUGUGUGGGACUUUCUGUGGUCAGCUGCUACUGUGCUUCCAGGGAAGGUGCCCUACAGUCACCCCUGCCCCUUAGAAACAAUGGUGAGGACAGCCCUAAAAACUGAAUAAGGCCUGUUGCUUUUGGAAGUUGACUGACUGCGAAACUGGGCUUUCUUUGCAGCCGGGGUUCCUCCUUGCACAGAGGAACUCCUCAUGCGCACAAGUGUAGAUCUCUUUCCCAUUAUAUCCAACAGCAUGGAUGUAGCAGGCAGCAGCAGCCAGGAUGCAGUCGUGGCAUGACAGAAGCAACAGCAGUGAGUGGCUUUUAGGGACCGCAGUCCUCUCAGGUGCUCUUCAAACUGCAAGCAGAAAAACCUCUUUUAAGGACGAGGGUGCUUGUUUUGAAAAACACCAUUUCAGCGCUCUCCACAUUGAUGCAGUGUUUUCUUCUAUUGCUACUUGUGUUAUGCCGGCAUCUGUGGAGAACCUUUGUGCCCCCGGAUGUCCCUGAGCUACAAGUCCCCUCUUCAUGGGCCAUGCUGCUGGGGCAGAUGGGAGCUGUAGUUUAACAAAGGGCCAGAGGUACCUGUAUUAAGGGAGAUUUGACAAAGAUCUGUGAUAGGGCUAAAACCAACCUUAACCUUACCAACUGUUGCCUUCAGCAUUCAGUGUCAGUGGUCUUUUUAACAGUGACAAAAUGCAGCUAACUGUGUGAUUAUUCACGGCUUAAAGGGAGGUUUUGUCAUGUGCAGCCCGGACACUGAGGUCCAGCUCUGAGGGCCUUCUGGCACGAAGUGAGGUUACAGGGAACCAGGCAGAGGGCCUUCUCGGUAGUGGCGCCCGCCCUGUGGAACAACCUCCUACCAGAUGUCAAGGAAAUGAACAACUAUCGAUCUGACUUUUAGAAGACAUCUGAAGGCAACCCUGUAUCGGGAAUAUUUUUUAAAAUGUCUAAUGUUUUACCAUUUUUUUAUGUGCUGUAAGCUGCCUAGAGUGGCUGGGGAAACCCAGCCAGAUGGGCAGAGUAUAAAUAAUAAAGUUAUUGUUAUUAUUAUUUACUCGUGGUAUGAUGUAGGGGAAGAUUGUAGAUCUGUAAUCCCUGUCCAACCCCCAGGAUAAAGGACUGCUGUGGCGUUCGUACGGAGCCCCUGGUCGUCUCACGGACUAUUAACCCGUACACCAUUAAUCCACUGCUACCAACCAGGUCCUCCCCGGUAAAUCACUUAGUCUCCGUCAGGUUCUUAAGUUCACAAAGAAGAGUGUAGUUUACUGCAGACACAAACAAACUUUAACUGCAUUCCAAACGUUGUUUCUCUUUACCUUCUUGGUCUUAUUUUAUCCUGUCUCUAUCUCGUCUACCUCCCCUCACACAAGAACCAAUUGCACUGUCUCUCUAUUUCCAACUGCUUUUCCAUCUGCCUUUCCCAACCAGCCAACCCACUACCCACAACCCAAACUUCGGGCUAAGCCCUUUUAUAAACAGGUAGGCUCCGCCUCCAGCUUUCCUAUUGGUCCACAUACUAACCCUUUCUCUCCCCCUGUACAGACAUUUUCAAACGAACAGGGAAACGCCACAUCUGCCAAUUGCAGUAUAGCCUUUGAGACUUUGAAAGCUGCUGCCACUUGUAGUAGGCAGACCACUUUUACAUGUAUAUGUAUAUAUGUAUAUGUAUAUAUUUGUGUGUGUGAUCAUGUUCACUUUGUAUAGGAGUAUUGCAUGGAGUAGACUUGGGGGGGAUUUGCAUAAGACAUUGACAGCUUGAAACAUUUCAAGGACUACUGCAAUUAUGUUUGAACAAAACGCCUAACUGCACUGUGUCAACAGUAAGAUUUGUUGCAUUUGUUAGUGGCUGAACCAAAAGCCAUUUAUAAAAUAAUGUGUCUGAAUAAAUGUUGCCUCCUUGUG